ACGUUAAUAUCGAUUCAACUUUGAUGCUGAACAGGAAUACAUAGACUUAUAGAUAUGAGGAUUUUUUGCUGUUCUCAGGCUUUAGGAACGUAGUCAAUAUAGCGCCAUGUGUCGAAAUGAGUUUGACUGGACUGAAUUGCUAGGAAUAUGUUUUGUCGGACCGUGUUGCUGCUGUUGCUUCUUUUGCUGCAGGCGAUCACGAAGCUGGACAGCUACAGCUACGACGAGUCUGGUAAGAGGAAUGGGCGAGAGGAUGGCGAUAAGGAUGCAAUGGGAUGUUCGACGGACGGCCGUAACAAAAAGGUCGGCAAUAUGCUGGACAAAAGUGACCCCCAGACGAAGGCGUCGAAUAUUGCGCAGAAGGCGGCGCAGGAGGCGAGAGCAGCUAGCGAUGCCCAAAUGUCCGCCGCAGAGGCAGCUGCCACGCAGGUGAAGCAGGAGCUUGCCGAGAGGGCGGCGCAAUCAGCGCGUGCCGCCGAGGCGGCACUGGCCGGGAAACAGCAGAUCGUGGAGCAACUGCAAGACGAAAUGUGCGAAGCGGACGCCGUUGUCACGGAGAUAACCUCAUCCCUACAGAGCACACAGGCUAAUGCCAACACCGCAGCAGAAGCUGUCGCCGAGGCGCAAGCUCAGCUCAGUCAGUUGAAACGUUUGGUAGCCUCGUCUACGGCGAAUCUAGUCAAUAUCCAGAAUGUGGCAAACGGUGCUCAGCUGGAGUUGGCUGAGAAAACGCAGCUCUUGGAGGCUGCCAAAAAUCGUGUGCAGAAUUUGAAUCGCCAACUCACGGAGGCCAGCCAGGACUGUGAGAAGACGAAGAAAGCUGCAUACAAAGCCGCCUGUGCGGCAGUCGAGGCCAAGCAGAAGGCUUCCAGAAGUCGUCGGAUGAGCGCUCGUUGGCAUCAGCCAAAGUUUUAAAUUUAAAUUUCAUGUUACAUUUCCCAUUUGGGAUUUUUGUUCAACUAUACAUUUCCCCUGUGGUGAAUUACUGGCAGCGCUGUUAAAUAACAUUUAUCUACCUGCUAUAAACAGCGAAACAAUUUAUUGAUGCGCGCUGUGAACAAUUCUCAGUAAAAUUGGCAUACUGAAACGAACAAAUUUAUAAGCAUAGUCAAGUACGCAAUGCUAUUACAUAUAUAUUUUGUAUAUAUGCGAAAUAAAUACUAC
Molecule: messenger RNA, 1164 nt
Organism: Drosophila hydei
Lineage: Eukaryota; Metazoa; Arthropoda; Insecta; Diptera; Drosophilidae
Exons: 2
Coding region: 148-915 (255 amino acids)
Source: RefSeq, a predicted model, not a curated record